CUCGUAAAUCCGGUGCAGGUGUUUCCAUUAAAGCUGCUCCACGGUUACCCACGCGUACCCUCAGGUGAGCCGGCGGUGAGAACAGACGGAAGAUGGCGCCGAGACGCACAAGGAACGCGGUGACCAUCCCGAACCAAGAGCAGAUGAGACGCAGCAGACUGGCUCUGUUCAUCCAGCAGUUUGAGAAAGAAGCCCAAGAGCGCAUGAAUGAGCUGGAGGCCAAACUGGAGAACAUGCUGUCCACGGUGGACAAGGUGUUCGAGGUGGAGCUGAUGAAGAUGCCUCCUUCUCUUCAAAACACCCUCAUCGGAGAUUUAAUCAGAGAGCAGGAACUCUCAGCCAGUGAUGUAUCAAUUGCCAUGAAGAACGAGUCCCUCGAGAUGCACCAGACCCUCAGGCGGUGUCACAGUAAAAGAGUCCAAUCAAGUGCUUCUACCACAGUUCAGUCUGCUUCAGUCCAGAGGGCCUCACACAAGACCACUAAGGCCUUAAAUGGCACAAGCAGGACCAGAACGUUGGCCGGCAGUAGCAGCACAGGAAAUAUCCGGGGAUCCGCAGUCACUGCCAAGAGGACUCAAAGCCGGUUGACAAAAACCAGUGAGCAGAUACCAGUCACCAAACCCAAACUCAGGUCGGUGGUCUCUGCUGGUGAUCUGCAUUGUUCAAUGGCCGGCUCGGCUGCACACGUCACCGUCACCACGGCACAGGGGCAGACCGUCAGCUUCUCUGAAGAGACAAAGGAGGAAAUAAACCUCGAAAUGCUGGAUGACGUGGCAUGGUGCCAGAUUCAGAAGCUGACGAAUCUGAUGGAGUAUCUGUCCAGGCAAAAUCGCUGCCAGCGAUGAGUGAAGAUUCCGGAGCAAGUCCACUGAGACAGGAGGAUUUUUUUAUGUGUUUUAACAAAUAAAAUAAUAAAGCUUAUUUGCAUUA
Platichthys flesus (European flounder) is the source of this 930-nucleotide messenger RNA. RefSeq names its product cell division cycle associated 9 (gene cdca9). The transcript is spliced from 10 exons. Bases 93 to 845 code for a protein of 250 amino acids. The record is from RefSeq and is a predicted model, not a curated record. Gene Ontology annotation, cellular component: chromosome passenger complex; chromosome, centromeric region; spindle midzone. Lineage: Eukaryota; Metazoa; Chordata; Actinopteri; Pleuronectiformes; Pleuronectidae. Gene Ontology annotation, biological process: mitotic sister chromatid segregation.